UAGCCUUCUCUCAACAUUUUUGAAUGCAUACACGUCCUAAACUAGUAUGAGUGCGGGUAACGGAGACAAAGAAACCAAAAGGAAGAUGCCCCAUUCCCGUUUUUGACGCUAGCGUUUCUUUCAGCGUUCGCGCGCGCGGACGCGCGACUGUUACUCAUAUAUGGGACAGUAAAUCCGGCGAGGAUGACACCUCAUAACCAGCGAAGAUACUCUCAAGAAAGUUGGAAACUGAGCACUGGAGCAUCCAGCGUCGCUUAGUACGUUGCAGCACGGGAAGGCAAGCCUCCAGACGCGCUGCUUAGUGAAGGCAAGCCGGGAUACUAACUGAUGCGCACGAGCUGGGAAAACUGCUGAUCCUUUUCAUCCAAGUGGGAUAUUAGGAUUGGAAACGGAGUACAUACAUCGGAUGCGUUACUUUUGAUGUCUCCGAUCGGCACAGCUGUAAAGGUUUCAACUUCCUGUGAUAUAAUCGCACCAUGCCUGAGGGAGCGGGCCGCGACAGCCAGAAAAAAAACAGCAACCAAGCUGCCAAGCGCCCCUCCUCUGUGUCCUCGCUGAGUGGGAUCGUGAGCCGCAUGGCCUCCUCGGGGGGCGCAUCCCGCGGGAGCUGCACCUCCGUUAACACAGUGUGCUCCGACAGUGACCGCGGAGCCAGUCUCAGUUCCUCUGCCUCAUCCGCCUCGCUGCAGGAUGGACACUCUUCCUCUUCCUCCUCAUCGCUCCCCUACGGAGCCGUGCCGACUUACCCCGCGCCACAGCGCAAUGGCUCCGACAUCAGUCUGGACCUCACCCCUCUCUCCCUGCUGACAGGAGCCGGUCCCCUCCCCACCUCCACAACACCGCUGCCCAAACUCACUCGUCUGGAGAGGGUGGCGCUGGAGAUAGUGGAGACCGAGCAGGCCUACGUGAGGGACCUCAAGAGCAUAGUGGAGGACUAUCUUGGCUGCAUUAUUGACUGUGGCGACUUGCCUCUCAAACCCGAGGAGGUCAGCACCCUCUUCUGCAACAUCGAAGACAUCUAUGAGUUUAACAGUGAGCUUUUGGAAGAUCUGGAACGUAGUCCUCAUGCGGCAGCCAUAGCAGAGUGCUUUGUGGAAAGGAGUGAAGCUUUUGACAUUUACACCAUAUACUGCAUGAAUUACCCCAAGUAAGUAUUUCUAUGUCUAUAUGAUCAUUAAGGUACCAUUCAAAUGUUUGGUAUCGGUA
Puntigrus tetrazona (Sumatra barb) is the source of this 1206-nucleotide messenger RNA. Its product is annotated as pleckstrin homology domain-containing family G member 2-like. The transcript has 6 exons. Lineage: Eukaryota; Metazoa; Chordata; Actinopteri; Cypriniformes; Cyprinidae. Bases 477 to 1151 code for a protein of 224 amino acids. Gene Ontology annotation, molecular function: guanyl-nucleotide exchange factor activity. The record is from RefSeq and is a predicted model, not a curated record.